Molecule: messenger RNA, 1879 nt
Organism: Apis cerana (Asiatic honeybee)
Lineage: Eukaryota; Metazoa; Arthropoda; Insecta; Hymenoptera; Apidae
Gene: Coq3
Product: ubiquinone biosynthesis protein COQ3, mitochondrial
Biological process (GO): ubiquinone biosynthetic process
Cellular component (GO): mitochondrion
Molecular function (GO): 3-demethylubiquinol 3-O-methyltransferase activity; polyprenyldihydroxybenzoate methyltransferase activity
Source: RefSeq, a predicted model, not a curated record
UAAGUUUUCAUUUUUUCUUUGUGAAGUACCUAUUUAUCGUAAGAUAAUAUUUUAUAAUGAUAUCAAAUGAUUUAUUUUAACUUAAUAUUUUAUUUAAAAAAUUAUUUAAUUUAUUAAAUACAUUUAAAAAAGGAAUAUAUAUUAACUACAAUUAUUAUAAAAUUAAUUAUUUGAUUUACAAAUAUUUAUUGGGUGAAAUAAAAAUUUUAUUAAGAUUAUUAAAUUAAUUUUAGAUAUAUGUAUUCUGUAAAUUUUUUUUUGUUCUUUAGAUAUAAAUUUAAUGGAAAUAUUUUCAAUAUCAAAAUUAUUUUUAAUUUUUAUAUUAAAUUUCUUUCAUUUUUGUAAUAUAUUUAUUUCUAAAAUAAAAUAUUCGUGAAAUUUUUUCGGAUAUUUUACUUAAAAUUCUUAUUUUUUGUAUAAAUAACUAUAAAUACCAUAGUUAAUGUUACUGUCGCAAUUGCAAACAUAAUCAUUCGUGCUUUUGUCGAAUGUUGAUUGUUGUCUCAUUUGUUUCUACAUAUCUUGAAAAAUUCUGCAUAUUUUCUAAAUUUUUAAUUAUAUUUAAUUGUUUUAUAUAAAUAAAUUAUGAAUAUCAUUAAAAUUCGAUCCUUUCGAUCCAUAUCCACAGGAUCUACCCUUCGAAAUCGAUUGACUGAACAAACUGAUCAAUUAACAAAAUCUAGUUUAAUAAAGAAAUCAACAGUUGAUCUUACAGAUAUAGAUCAUUUUUCUAAAUUACACAAUAAAUGGUGGGAUGUCAAUGGUGAAAUACGUCCAUUGCAUGCAUUGAAUCCUCUUAGGAUACAACUUAUUCGAGAUGGCUUAGCAAAUAUAGGAGUCAAAAUAGAAUGUCCUUAUUUACCAUUAGAAGGAAUCAAAAUUCUAGAUGUUGGUUGUGGUGGAGGAUUAUUAUCAGAAUCUUUAGCCAGAAUAGGAGCAGAUGUAACUGGAAUUGAUGCUUCAUCAGAAUUAAUAACAGCUGCAAAACAGCAUGCUGUUUUAGAUGCUAGUUUAGAUGGAAAAUUAAAUUAUUUUCAAACAAUAAUUGAAGAUUUUGCUCUAAAUAAUAAAGAAGUAUAUAAUGCUGUAGUGGCUUCAGAAGUUAUAGAACAUGUAAAUAAUAAAGAAUUAUUUCUAAAGUGUUGUAUAAGUUCUUUAAAACCUGGUGGUUCGAUAUUUCUUACAACUAUUAAUAAAACUUUACCUUCAUGGCUUGGAGGAAUAAUUGCAGCUGAACGUAUUUUAAAAGUAGUACCAAAGGGUACUCAUGAUUGGAAUAAAUUUGUCACUCCCACAGAAAUGCAAUCUUUAUUAGAGACAUAUGGUUGCAAGACAAAAUUGAUUCAUGGAAUGUUUUAUAAUGUUUUAAAAAACGAAUGGUCUUGGAUGGCUUCAACAGCAAUAAAUUAUGCAAUUCACGCAGUAAAAAAAAAGGAACAAAAAUAAAUAACAUAUUCUAUUAUUUAUAUAACAUAUUCUAUUUGUUUUAUACUUCACGAGAUAUUAACAUAUUUGAGAAAUUAUUUUAUUUUAUAAUAUUAUGUGAUAUUCUAUGUAAAUUAUUAUAAUUUAUGAUGACUUGUAGUUUCGUAUUUAAAUUUUAAUCAUGAUGUUUCAUAUCAUUAAAAAGUGAAUUAUUGAUCACUUAUUUAUGAAAUAAUAACACAGGAUAUGACAUGAAAAAAAUUUAUUACUUUUAUCUUUGUAAUAUAGUAUACAUUUUGUUAUAAAUGACUAAUUUACAUAUUUUAUAUUUAUAUAUUGAUUAUAGUAUCUGUUACAUUUAUUUUCAUUAAUAAAACUAUUAUACAUAUUAUAUAUACAAAAAGCAGGAAAAAUAUUAAAAAUAAUCAAAUAAAAACAUAAAAUUAUGAGAAAA